Molecule: messenger RNA, 834 nt
Organism: Priapulus caudatus
Lineage: Eukaryota; Metazoa; Priapulida; Priapulimorpha; Priapulimorphida; Priapulidae
Product: MAM and LDL-receptor class A domain-containing protein 1-like
Exons: 4
Coding region: 1-834 (277 amino acids)
Cellular component (GO): membrane
Source: RefSeq, a predicted model, not a curated record
AUGUACGUGGAGACGUCUAGCCAGGUGAAGGGUGGGAAGGCCCGGCUCAUCAGCAAUCUCCACUACGCGACAGAUGGUCAGUGCCUCGUGUUCUACUAUCACAUGUAUGGCACCGCUGUGGGCUCCCUCAACGUGUACACACGGCAGGCGGGACUGCUAGGCAGUGUUGUGUGGACCCUCGCUGGUGAUCAGGGCGACCGCUGGUACAAGGGCAUGGUGGAUGUUGCCUCCUCGACAACCUUCAACGUUGUGUUUGAGGGUGUCGUUGGAAGCAACGUCAAGGGUGACAUUGCCAUUGAUGAUGUAUUCCUACUCGAUCAAGCCUGUCCUAACCCAGAUGCCUGUGACUUUGAAUUCGAUUUGUGUAGUUGGAAUAAUGAGCAGGGUGAUGACUUUGACUGGAUACGACACAAAGGUGUAUCCACGAUGACAAGUACAGGCGCACAAGGAGAUCACACUCUGAAUGGAACCGGUUACUAUCUCUUAGCUGACUCUUACUAUCCAAGAGCUAAAGGUUCUAAGGCGAACAUAGUUUCUAUUGAGUUCUCCAAGGAUGAGCCUCAGUGCAUGACCUUUUGGUACUACAUGCAUGGCAAGACGAUUGGAAGCCUUAACUUAUAUGCAAGGAAGUCGGUCAGCAACACCAACGAGACGCUGUGGGGCAAAGCAUUAGAGCAGGGAAACACAUGGUUGUUUGGGUUUGUGACAAUAGCAAACAUGACCGAAAAUUAUGUUCUCGUGCUUGAAGCUGUGAUUGGUGAUGUAUACUACUCUGACAUGGCUAUAGAUGACUUCAACAUCAUGCCGGGAGUCUGCGUAAAUGACACAGGCUAG